Cucurbita moschata (crookneck pumpkin) is the source of this 1433-nucleotide messenger RNA. RefSeq names its product purple acid phosphatase 5-like. Gene Ontology annotation, molecular function: acid phosphatase activity; metal ion binding. The transcript has 8 exons. NCBI's taxonomy places the organism in Eukaryota, Viridiplantae, Streptophyta, Magnoliopsida, Cucurbitales, Cucurbitaceae. The coding region runs from base 38 to 1417 and encodes 459 amino acids. The record is from RefSeq and is a predicted model, not a curated record.
UUCAUUUCCCUCUCAAAACCCUUUCGAAUCCCUCGCCAUGGCAGCGAUUUCACAGUUUAUAGUUCUGCUUCUCUCGAUCUCUCUCGCCAAUCUCUGCAAUGGAGGUAUUACCAGUAAAUUCAUGCGGAAACUUGAAGCUUCUGUGGAUAUGCCUGCAGAAGCUUUCCCCCCGCCCGCCGGUUACAACGCACCCGAACAGGUUCACAUUACACAGGGAGAUCGCCAUGGCAGAGGCGUUAUAAUUUCGUGGGUGACGCCAUUGUCGCCCAAACCUACUGUUGUCAGAUAUUGGGCGGCGGAUGGGGACGGGAAUCGCCGCAAUAAAGCACAUUCCAGAAUCACCACUUACAAAUAUUAUAAUUACACUUCUGCAUUCAUCCACCACGCCACCAUAAACAAUCUUGAGUACGACACUAAAUACUUCUACGAGCUUGGAAGUGGCAAUGCAACGCGUCGGUUUUUCUUCACAACGCCUCCCAGGGUCGAUCCAGAUGUUCCGUACACAUUCGGCAUCAUUGGCGAUCUUGGACAGACUUAUGAUUCGAACCAAACGUUUGAGCAUUAUUAUUCAAAUCCGAAGGGACAAGCGGUUCUGUUCGCCGGAGACCUUUCAUACGCCGAUAAUCAUCCGUUUCACGACAAUAGGAAGUGGGAUACAUGGGGUCGAUUUGUGGAGAAGAGCACUGCGUAUCAGCCAUGGAUUUGGACAGCCGGUAACCACGAAAUAGAUUUUGCUCCACAAAUUGGAGAAAACACCCCUUUUAAACCUUAUACGCAUCGGUAUCACGUUCCUUAUAAAACUGCGCAAAGCACAUCCCCACUCUGGUAUUCGAUCAAGCGUGCAUCUGCCUACAUUAUAGUCCUUUCUUCUUACUCAGCUUAUGGCAAAUAUACUCCACAAUACGAGUGGCUACAGAAGGAGUUUAAGAAGGUGAAGAGAGAUGAGACUCCAUGGUUGAUUGUUAUGCUUCAUGCUCCUUGGUAUAAUAGUUACAAUUACCAUUAUAUGGAAGGAGAGAGCAUGAGGGUCAUGUUUGAAUCAUGGUUUAUUCAGAACAAAGUUGAUCUUGUUCUUUCUGGCCAUAUCCAUGCUUAUGAGCGUUCGGAGCGAGUGUCGAACGUGAGAUACAAUAUAACGAAUAGAUUAUGCAGUCCAGUUAGAGACAUUAACGCACCGAUCUACAUAACCAUCGGCGACGGCGGGAAUAUUGAAGGCCUGGCUAACGAGUUUACGGAGCCACAACCAAGUUACUCCGCGUUUAGGGAGGCAAGCUUUGGGCAUGCAAUUCUUGAAAUAAAGAAUCGAACUCAUGCAUAUUAUACAUGGCAUCGCAACCAUGACAACGAACCUGUUUCUGCUGAUUCACUUUGGAUAUAUAACCGAUAUUGGUACCCUGAAGAUGAGAGUUUUCAAUAACUUGUUUUUUUUUUUU